Fusarium verticillioides 7600 is the source of this 369-nucleotide messenger RNA. RefSeq lists its product as hypothetical. The record is from RefSeq and is a predicted model, not a curated record. Bases 1 to 369 code for a protein of 122 amino acids. Lineage: Eukaryota; Fungi; Ascomycota; Sordariomycetes; Hypocreales; Nectriaceae. The transcript has 4 exons.
AUGGUUCACAUCAACCUGGCCUACAGUGCCCCCAUCAAUCCAAGUGCCCACGAAUUUGUGGCUCCUAUUCUCGAAACCGAAAUACUGAGUGAAGAACAAACAGAGUUAGGCACAAGGGUCACCCGGCAAGUCGUUUUUGACAAAGAAGCACGAGGUAGCAACGACAAUGUUGUCAAAGAGGUAGUCUACGAAUUUGCUCCAACGCGUGUCGAUUUCUAUCACCCUGAUGGUAGCAAGAUCUUCAACAUUGUCAGUGUUGACAAAGAGGAAAGCGAACAGGCCAAAGAGUUGCGCGACCAGUAUAUCAAGGGAACCGUGGAGGGUACUAUCGCUACCAUUCGUAAGUUGGUCAAGGAAGGCGAGCUUUGA